CGUCUCUCCCAGCUUCACGUGAAGCAGAAGCACUUUCACAUACGAAAUCGAGCGCCCGAGCACCGUCGUGAGCGUCUCUUGGCUGCGCUCUCUCUCUCUCGCUCGCUCUCUUCUUCGGCUCUCUUCACCAUGGGAAGACCUCCCAGCAAUGGCGGCCCUGCCUUUCGUUUCUCGCCUCCCGAGGUUACUGAGAUGGAAGCUAUUUUACAACAACACAACAAUACCAUGCCGGCACGUGAAGUUCUUGUAGCUCUUGCGGAGAGGUUUAGUAAUGCACCCGAACGGAAAGGGUUAGCUGUGCAGAUGAAGCAAGUCUGGAAUUGGUUCCAGAAUAAACGGUAUUCAAUCAGGGCAAAAACAACUAAGGUUCCUGGAAAGUUAAAUGUUUCUCCUUUUACUCGGGAUGACUCGAUUCCAGUGAGGAAUGUCAUGCAACCUAUGGCUGCUCCAGUUUCUGCACCUAUUCCUGCUCCAACUGGUAGGCCCCGGCAUGUUUCAGGAUGGAUCAUUCCAAGUGCAGGAAGGGCUGCUUCGGAUAAUGUUAUGGAGUUUGAAGCUAAGUCAGCUAGGGAUGGUGCAUGGUAUGAUGUUUCGACCUUUUUGGCACACAGGAAUUUGGAGACUGGUGACCCGGAAGUAUUAGUAAGAUUUUCUGGUUUUGGAGCUGAAGAGGAUGAGUGGGUUAAUAUUCGUAAGCAUGUCAGGAUGCGCUCUCUCCCUUGUGAAGCAUCGGAAUGUGUUGCUGUUCUUCCGGGAGAUCUCAUACUUUGUUUUCAGGAAGGUAAAGAUCAGGCACUGUACUUCGAUGCUCAUGUCCUUGAUGCACAAAGACGAAGGCAUGACGUAAGAGGUUGUCGAUGUCGAUUUUUGGUGCGUUAUGACCAUGAUGAAUCAGAGGAAAUCGUGCCCUUAAGAAAGGUGUGCCGGCGGCCUGAAACUGACUACAGGCUGCAGCAGCUGCAUGCAACUGAUUCGGCCACUGCAGACCAGCCGAAAACUGGCGUAGGCUCAUCAACUGGCUUGACCCCUCGAACUGUCAGUUCUUCUGCUGAAAUGCCACAAAAGCAGCAAGUGACAGGCGCAUCUCCCAUAACCCCUAUUUCGCACGAAAGUGUGCCAUCAGCUAUUGUAGCAGCUAAUGUGGAAAGAAAAGCUACUCCCGAAGCCAGCAGCAUAAUCCAAGCCGGAAGUCCUAACAUGCCUGCCAGCGUUGUUACGGUUAGCAGCGCCGCUCCUGCCGUCUCUGCUGACCAAGCACAGGAAGGGAAAUAGGUCUUUUGUCAUACAAAUUCUCGCACAAAAAAAGAAAUUCUUCCUCUUCUUUUUGCGCUUUCAUUUCUGUGGAUAGCAGCGAUACUCUUGAACUCUUUUGGUGGCCGAGUGAUCAUUCUGCUGGUGGCCUUCA
Molecule: messenger RNA, 1405 nt
Organism: Syzygium oleosum
Lineage: Eukaryota; Viridiplantae; Streptophyta; Magnoliopsida; Myrtales; Myrtaceae
Product: protein SAWADEE HOMEODOMAIN HOMOLOG 2
Exons: 10
Coding region: 130-1272 (380 amino acids)
Molecular function (GO): DNA binding; chromatin binding
Source: RefSeq, a predicted model, not a curated record